This is a messenger RNA of Pocillopora damicornis (cauliflower coral), 1633 nucleotides long. Its product is annotated as glutathione hydrolase 1 proenzyme. The record is from RefSeq and is a predicted model, not a curated record. Gene Ontology annotation, biological process: glutathione catabolic process. Gene Ontology annotation, molecular function: glutathione gamma-glutamate hydrolase. Gene Ontology annotation, cellular component: plasma membrane. Lineage: Eukaryota; Metazoa; Cnidaria; Anthozoa; Scleractinia; Pocilloporidae.
UGGGUACAGGCGCUGGCCUCCUUGCAUAUUUCUUAACAAAAGAUUCCCCCGAUCAAUCAUCUGGUGGACCCUACAAAAGAGUGGCCGUUGUUACAGAUACACCGCGGUGCUCCGUGAUCGGGAAAAAUAUCCUAAACGCGAACGGGUCCGCAGUGGAUGCUGCCAUCACUGCCAUGUUCUGUUUGGGUGUGGUCAGCAUGCACUCAUCAGGGAUAGGAGGUGGGGGAGUGAUGUUGGUGUAUAAUCAAACAUCAAAGCAGGUCAAAGUCAUCGACUUCAGAGAAACUGCCCCAGCUACAGCCCACAAGAACAUGUUUAAGGGCAACGAAAGUAAAGCCAGGAAAGGUGGUCUGGCUAUCGCUGUUCCCGGUGAAGUGCGCGGUAUGCACAAGGCUUGGAAACGACAUGGACGGUUACCAUGGAAACAACUUGUUCAACCCGCCAUUGAUUUGGCCAGAAAGGGAUUUAAAGUAACUCAAGCUGUGGAAGAUGCACUGAAAACGACAAAAGGAAUCAAAGAUGAUAUUGAAAACGACCCGGGAUUGAGUGAGCUGCUCCUUACUAAAAACAAAAAGCUGGUUAAAAAAGGCGAUGUUAUUAAGAACGUACAGUACGCAGAGACUUUGGAAACAGUGCGUGACAAUCCUGACUCCUUUUACAAUGGAACACUCGCUAGUAAAAUAUUGCGUGACAUUAAGGAAGUCAAUGGGAACUUGACUGAAGAGGAUUUAAGGAGUUAUACGUGGAUUUUAAGAGACCCAUACCAGAGUAACAUCCGGGACAUGAAAAUGUACCUGACCCCACCACCCACAAGUGGCGCUGUGCUGGCACUGAUCUUAAACAUUUUAAGAGGGUAUAACAUGACAUCGUCAGCUCGCGAUGACGUGAACGCCACCGUGCUGACGUAUCAUCGAAUCAUUGAAUCCUUCAAGUUCAGUUAUGCGUGGCGCAGUCGGCUUGGAGAUCCCAAGUUUGACCAGACGAUAUCAAAGGUAGGUGGCAUUUCUUCCAUGUGUCCCACCAUUUUAACCGAUAACGACGGAAAAGUUCGGUUUAUUAUCGGUGCCUCUGGCGGGAAAAGGAUAACCACAGCUGUAUCACUGGUCUUAAUGAACAAACUCUGGUUUGGAGAUGACUUGUCUAAAGCAGUAGACGAACCACGACUGCACUCACAACUGGUGCCUGAUCAGACAGUAUUUUAUGAAAAACAUAAGCCCUACCGCGUUCAAGAGAGCGUAAUUGAAGGCUUAAGAGAACGAGGUCACAUCGUCAACGGAAGUGAUUUGUUCGCCGUGGUGCAGGCGAUUUAUAAGGAACCAGGAGCAAGAAUAUUCGCCAAGGCUGACCCGAGAAAGCAUGGGGCGCCCGCGGGUGAAUAGAAAUUUUGUUCUGAGACACUCGUCAGUUUUGUUGACUAACCUUGACUCGUUCGGCUUUAAAACGCCAUAUUUCUUGGUAACGCAUAUUCUUCAGGUGUUCUCAUAACACAGUCAUUCUUAAUGCGAAAAAGCAAAAAAGCAUAACCACUUAGGUUAGUAUUCUACAAGAAAAGAAUCCCAAAGUGUAUAACUUAGAUUAAUUUUAAAAGUAAUAAUAUAAGACUCAAACAAAACUACAUGGGGUAGACUUUUAA